Mesorhabditis spiculigera is the source of this 231-nucleotide messenger RNA. The record is from the annotation of a GenBank genome assembly. NCBI's taxonomy places the organism in Eukaryota, Metazoa, Nematoda, Chromadorea, Rhabditida, Rhabditidae.
AUGCUGUACCGGCUGUUUAUCCUGCUCAUCGCCCUCCUCGGCUACGCACACGCUGGCACCUGGCUUGCGUUUAACGAUGCACCGGAAGGGCGAGCUCCGGUUGUGGCGCGACUUUUGAACGAGUGUACACAGCAUCAAAUGGCAAAGCGACUCUCCGGUCCCCAUCGUAUCUUCACCCGAGCCGAGCGGGACAAGAUGGAGCUGUGCAAGAUGCUGGAGAUGAGCCUCCGC